This is a messenger RNA of Haliotis rufescens (red abalone), 1057 nucleotides long. RefSeq names its product interferon alpha-inducible protein 27-like protein 2B. Bases 145 to 639 code for a protein of 164 amino acids. The transcript has 5 exons. Gene Ontology annotation, cellular component: membrane. The record is from RefSeq and is a predicted model, not a curated record. Lineage: Eukaryota; Metazoa; Mollusca; Gastropoda; Lepetellida; Haliotidae.
UGGAUAUAUACAGUUAUACUAUAUUCCACGUGGCGGCUGACGUCAUGGUUUUAUUAACAAGCUUAUAAAAGCGAAGCGCUCGACAACCAUUUGCAACACACAGAAAAGAAGUUGGAGACACAAGACUGUACAGUGACAGACAUUAUGUCUCUCUCCGAUUCUCGAGCGCUCGUGGUAUGUUACCUGCUCCUUAUAAUCUCCGCGGGUGUCGGUGCCAGAGACAUUAUGUCUCUCUCCGAUUCUCGAGCGCUCGUGGUAUGUAACCUGCUCCUUAUCAUCUCAGCGGGUGUCGGUGCCAGAGAUGACAAUGACGAUGGGUUUUGGAGCUGCCCAUUGUUUUGGGUUCCUGCUGUUGUGGGUGGUGCAGUCGCAGGUGUGGCACUGGCACCAGUUGCACUGACGGCUGGACUGGCAGGAAUGGGGUUCACAGCGACAGGGAUUACAGCGGGUUCUGCGGCAGCGGGUGCCAUGUCAGCAGCGACAACGACGGGAGUUGGCGCGGGUCUCGUUGGUUUGGCACAGUCUGUAGGGGCCGCUGGCGUAGUAGCUGUGGGCACGAAGGUAGCAUUGGGCACGGCCGGGGCAGCCGUAGGCUACGCCGCUAGCUCUCCCUCGGGAGAAGAAGGGGGAAAAAAAUAAACGAAAAUAAACUGACGAUAUCAGCUGCUUGCUAGGCUCAAAUACACUUCCUGGUGGCCCAAGAUCAACCAAAUUCAACCAACUACUUGUCAAGGAUUUCAAAACCUAAACGCUUGUGAUCAUAUCAUGGUCUCAUGCAGUUAAACCCCUAACGCCAUGCAUGGCAAAAUAACCAACUGUCCUGAUACUUCAAAAGCUUGAUAUUUGUAAAUAUUGUGAUAAUUAUGGUAAAACGAUAGUACCGUAUCUGUCACAUGUGGAAUAGUAACCCUGUGUAAAACAUAUAUAUGAACAUGUUUGGCAUUCAUCAUGAAAUAAUUAUUCAGAAACUGAAGUAUCAAUCAUUUAUUUAUAAUCGAUGUUUUGCUGAACAAUCGCCAACCAUGUAUGCUUAUCCACAAUAAAGCAGUUGACAUCC